Erigeron canadensis is the source of this 1061-nucleotide messenger RNA. RefSeq names its product desiccation-related protein PCC13-62-like. The record is from RefSeq and is a predicted model, not a curated record. Bases 60 to 971 code for a protein of 303 amino acids. The transcript has 3 exons. Lineage: Eukaryota; Viridiplantae; Streptophyta; Magnoliopsida; Asterales; Asteraceae.
UUAAGCCAAAAUAAAAGCAAAAAGACAACAUAAUUAAGCUAGCCAUAAUCACUCGAUUCAUGGUACCAAUUACAACCUUCUUCCGCUUGUUCGUCUCCCUCCUCUUGUUGUCAUCCGUGGCCAGUACUUCAAAAGUGUGGCUGCCUGAAUCUGAUAGACGUCUACUGGAGUUUCCGUUAAAUUUAGAAUAUUUGGAAGCAGAGUUCUACUUAUAUGGAUCCAUAGGUAAGGGUUUGGAUGCAAUCCAACCAAACCUUACUGGUGGUGGACCACCACCCAUUGGUGUAAAAAAGGCUAAUCUUAGUCCUCUAGUUAGAGAUAUCAUCGCCCAGUUUGGUUAUCAAGAAGUUGGUCAUGUCAGGGCAAUAAAAAGAAAGGUAGGAGGAUUUGCAAGGCCAUUGUUGAAUUUAAGUGCAGAAGCAUUUGCAGCAGUUAUAAACAAUGCAUUUGAAAGACCCUUAUAUCCGAUUUUCAAUCCGUAUGCAAACAGCAUCAAUUAUCUGAUAGCAUCCUACGUCAUCCCUUAUGUCGGUCUCACUGGUUAUGUUGGUACAAAUCCAAAACUUCUAAGUCCUACUGCUAAAAAGCUUUUAGCGGGUCUUUUGGGAAUAGAAUCAGGUCAAGAUGCAGUUAUCAGAACCCUUCUGUAUGAAAGAAAAGCACAAAGAGUAAUCCCAUAUGGGAUCACAGUAGCUGAAUUUACUGUCAGGAUUUCAGAGUUACGAAACAGGUUAGGACGUGCGGGUCUAAAAGAUGAAGGCUUGAUAGUCCCGGUUUACUUAGGAGCUGAAGGGAAGGUAACAGGAAACAUACUGGCUGGGAAUAGAAGCUCAUUGUCAUAUGGUCGAACACCAAGAGAAGUACUACGCAUAGUUUAUCAAACUGGUAAAGAACAAGUUCCUGGUGGCUUUUUUCCUUGUGGUGCUAAUGGGACAAUUGCUAGACAAUAUCUGCAUUCCAGGAACUCCUGAAUUUGGAACAAAUGAAUUGGUUUUUAUUUAAUUUUUAUUGUUUAAUAUCGAUGAUGAAACAUAAAUAAAUGUAACGAUUGAUACUUCUAC